Molecule: messenger RNA, 963 nt
Organism: Thermothelomyces thermophilus ATCC 42464
Lineage: Eukaryota; Fungi; Ascomycota; Sordariomycetes; Sordariales; Chaetomiaceae
Exons: 5
Coding region: 1-963 (320 amino acids)
Source: RefSeq, a predicted model, not a curated record
AUGGUUCAGAACGGAGGUGACUUCGACCUCGACAUCGACAUGGCUACCGACGUCACGGCCGAACAGCUGCUCACUCAGCUUGCUCGAAUCAAGGAACUCGAGAACCGCGAAAAGUACUCGCAGAAGUUGGUUAACGAGGCCUACGCCAAAAUCGAGGCACUCGAGGGCGCUAAAGCGAAGCGCAUUAAGAUCGAACUACCUGGCAAAUACGGAGGAACCAAGGAGGAUCUCGCAGGAUUCUUGAUAAACCUCCGAUCCUACUUCCGGCUUAAUGAUGACAAGUUUCCGGAUGACAAAGCUAAAGUCCUCUACAUAGCUACAAGACUAGAGGGCAAGGUACUUAGAUGGUUCGAGCCUACGUGGAACGACUAUCUCACCGAGGAAGAUGAAGACGACCGAGACACGUUCACACUCGCCAAUCUCCGACAGACUAAGUUAGCAGCCUCCUACGCCGAAAAGGUCAAGGACGAGCUGUACAAGUACGAUCGGCCUGAGACUCUGGAUGAAUACAUCGCGCAGGCCAUUAGAAUCGAUGAUCGACUCUACGCACGAGAGCAGCAGAAACGAGGUCGAAUGAACGGAACCACGGUUAAGGCUAACGACAAGAAAAAGCGAGCGUACGUCAGUACUUCGUACGGGACGCACCCCGGAGCCAUGGAUAUGGACGCAGCACAGAAGCAGGACCAGAAGAAGACGACCAAAGACAAGUCCAAUGAAAUUACGGCCAUCGACGAAACCACCAAGGACGUUAUCGAAGUAGCGGCUACGAGCUACGAAGACAAGGGCAGUGACAUAGACAGUCUCGGACACGACGGCAACGGUAAAGACGAACAAGCACCGAACUCCGAACUAGUCACUGUGGAUCCAGAGACAGGUCUUGCCGAAUGGGACAUGGCAGGAGAAUAUGCACCGCUAGCUUCGAUUCUCCCGGCCUUAGGACAGUGGGGUUUCACGGUCACGUAG